UCCCUCCCUCUCUCUCCACUCGCUCCGCGCGUCCCCGCGGCUCAGGUCAGGCAGCAUGCCGCCUGCGGGAGCUCUGAGGCUGGCUGCGCUGGUCUCGCUCUUCUCGGUGUCGCUGCUGCUCUCCUCCGAUGAGUCUCCGCUGCUCAAACCCAAAGUCCUGAUCGCCAUCGUGGCGCGGAACGCUGCGCACAGCCUGCCCUACUACCUGGGCUGCAUCGAGAACCUCCAGUACCCCAAGGAGAGGAUCGCCAUCUGGGCGGCGACAGAUCACAAUGUGGACAACACUACAGCUAUGCUGAGAGAGUGGCUGAAGGCGGCUCAAUCCAGAUACCACUAUGUGGAGUGGAGGCCCAUGGAGGAACCACGGUCGUACACAGAUGAGUGGGGGCCGAAACACUGGAGUCCGUCCAGAUUUAACCACCUGAUGAAGCUCAGGCAGGCUGCUCUGAAGGCGGCACGCGAACGCUGGGCCGACUACGUACUGUUUGCAGACAGUGAUAAUCUCCUGACUAACCCGCGAGUGUUGGACCUGAUGAUGGCGGAGAAUCGGACCCUGGUGGCCCCAAUGAUGGAGUCGCGCUCCCUCUACUCCAACUUCUGGUGUGGCAUCACUCCUCAGGGCUACUAUAAGCGAACUCCAGAUUACCAGCCGAUCCGGGAGUGGAAGCGUUUGGGAUGUUUUCCUGUUCCGAUGGUUCACUCCACCUUUCUGCUGGAUCUCCGACGCUCCUCCUCCAAAUCCCUCGCCUUCUACCCCCCCCACCCCGACUACAGCUGGGCCUUCGACGACAUCAUGGUCUUCGCCUUUUCUGCCCGCCAAGCAGAUGUACAGAUGUAUGUGUGCAACAAGGAGCACUAUGGCUUCCUGCCUGUUCCUCUGAAGGCCCAUCAGAGUGUGAAAGAUGAAGAGGAGAGUUUCACACACACCAUCACUGAGGCACUGAUCGAUCACACUGUUAAACCCUCACAGCUGCUGUUCGUCCCUCCCAAACCCAGAGACAUGAUGGGAUUUGAUGAGAUCUUUCUCAUUAAUCUGAAGAGGAGGACAGACCGGAGGGAGAGGAUGUUAAACACACUGGAUAUUUUGGGGCUGGAGGUCACUGUUACUGAAGCUGUGGACGGCAAGGCUUUGAACUCUUCCAAGUUGCAGGCUCUGGGUAUUGAGAUGAUGCCGGACUAUAAGGACCCGUACUCUGGACGCGUUCUGACCAGAGGAGAGAUUGGCUGCUUCCUCAGCCACCAUGCCACAUGGACAGAGGUGGUGGAGAGGGGUCUACAGAGUGUGCUAGUAUUGGAGGAUGAUGUCAGAUUUGAGCCCCGGUUUAAGAAGAGACUGCAGACCAUCAUGGAGGACGUGGAGAAAGCUCAGCUGGACUGGGACCUUAUCUACGUGGGCCGUAAGCGGAUGCAGGUGGCGCAGCCGGAGGUGUCGGUGGAGGGGGUGGAUAACCUGGUGGUGGCGGAUUACUCCUACUGGACUCUAGGCUACGCUCUGUCUCAACAAGGAGCACAGAAAUUACUGUCCGCACAAUCCUUCCACAAGAUGCUGCCUGUGGACGAGUUCCUGCCCAUCAUGUUCAACAAACACCCAAAUGCUGCCUACAUGACGCACUUCGAGCCGAGAGAUUUACGGGCGUUCUCGGUGGAGCCGCUGCUGAUUUACCCCACGCACUACACGGGUGAGCCGGGCUACUUCAGCGACACAGAGACCUCCACCAUCUGGGACGACGAAGCCGUCAGCACAGACUGGGACCGAACACACGACCCUAAAACCGCCCAGCAGGGCCGAAUACGCCCCAUCGCCCAGAACAGCGUCACGGGGGACACGCCGCCCCCAGCAGUGCGAGCAUCCAGAGAUGAACUGUGACCUGAGUGGAGGAAGAGACUUAAUUCAUACACACAAACAAACAUAUGCAUAAACUACUGUUCAAAAGUUUGGAAUCACUGUUCUCAAACUGAUACGCGAAGGUUUUCAUAUUUUAAAACCUUUGAUGAAAUAUUAAAACAGAAACAGCUAGAAAAUCAAAAAUAUUAUUAAUGAAUAACUGCAAAAAAAUUAUGUCAAUAGUGUCAAUAAUGCGAAUUUCACUUUUUUUUUAUUUUGUGUCCAUUUAGUGAAAUUCUCCAAUAUUACUUGAAAUAAUUUUUGUUCUCUUUUUCUCAAAAUUUGCCAUGUUAGCAUAUGUAUAUACAGUUCUGGAAAAAAAAAUCUGAAUCAGUUUCUCUGAUUUUGCUAUUUAUAGGUAUACAUUUGAGUAAAAUUAACAUUGUUGUUUUAUUCUAUAAACUACGGACAACAUUUCUCCCAAAUUCCAAAUAAAAAAAAUGUCAUUUAGAGCAUUUAUUUGCAGAAAAUGAUUUUUCAUGCAGUUUUCAUGCAUAUUGGCAUGUUCUCCUCCACCAGUCUUACACACUGCUUUUGGAUAACCUUCUUCCACUCUGCAAAAAAAAUCAAGCAGUUCAGUUUGGUGGUUUGAUGGCUUGUGAUCAUCCAUCUUCCACUUGAUUAUAUUCCAGAGGUUUUCAAUUUGGUUCAAUUUCGUGCUCUCUCAUUUUAACUUGGUCCCAAAUACCACGGGACACUGUCACCUCUAUGCAUUCAUCUAACUGUAAGAUCUCUUAGUAUGUCACAAAGAGGGAAAACAAAGAUUAUUCGAGUUACUGUCUCACAUGUUCAUAUCUGAACCAUUUAAUUCUGAAGUGAUUCCAAACUUUUGAACACUUUUGUCCAACUCGUGUAGCAACUGACCAUUAAAACCCUGUGAUCAUCAUCUCUCACAAUGUUUACCACUACACAGCCAGCACCAAUCACCAUUCGCUGGCUGUCGGCCAAUAGCAUUACAGCGGGCUGAGAUGCUCAAACACCAUUGGCUGACUGGAGGAGGGUGUUUAAUGGGAGUGGAAAGCUCACAUCUGACACAAUGUUAAUUUAUUUUCUGACACACAAUGUACAGACUGCCUCGACACACGUCUAUCUGUCUGUCUGUCUGUCUGUCUGUCUGUCUUCCUGCCCAUCUGUCUGUCCACAGCAUCGUCCCUGGAGGACGCUGAGAGAUACUUGAAGAAUAACUCACCCGUCAAACCACACUGAACCCAUCUCACAACAAAACCGGACAGAUGGAAGGACAGCAGCAUGUGGGAGACAGAUGCACAGACCCUGGCAGUGUGGAAACAAAGAAAUCAUCAUAAAGCAGAGAAAGUUUUUUAUUUAAAAGAGGAUAAUUAGUGCAAAUGAAAUGAAACAGAUGUGGUUGUAAUAGAACGGUGCAGGGAAAUAAAGAAUCACACAGCUGUCUGAAUUAUA
Messenger RNA from Astyanax mexicanus (Mexican tetra), 3304 nucleotides. It is a transcript of the gene colgalt2b, whose product is annotated as collagen beta(1-O)galactosyltransferase 2b. Bases 56 to 1867 code for a protein of 603 amino acids. The record is from RefSeq and is a predicted model, not a curated record. Gene Ontology annotation, molecular function: procollagen galactosyltransferase activity. NCBI's taxonomy places the organism in Eukaryota, Metazoa, Chordata, Actinopteri, Characiformes, Acestrorhamphidae. The transcript is spliced from 12 exons.